Molecule: messenger RNA, 1196 nt
Organism: Camellia sinensis
Lineage: Eukaryota; Viridiplantae; Streptophyta; Magnoliopsida; Ericales; Theaceae
Product: ferritin-1, chloroplastic
Biological process (GO): iron ion transport; intracellular iron ion homeostasis
Cellular component (GO): cytoplasm
Molecular function (GO): ferric iron binding; ferrous iron binding
Source: RefSeq, a predicted model, not a curated record
UCCGACAACAUAAUUGUCUCAUCAGUAUAUUUAUGAGCACCAACAAGUCCCUUCUCUCGUACCUUGACACCUCCAUUGAUCAUUUUAGCUCAGUCUGCCCUUAAUUCAAACCUCCAUAUUCUUGUAAAUCUCUCUCUCUCUCUCUCCCCUCUAAAAUCAUGUUUCCGCAGGCAACUGGUCCGGCUGUUUCUCUCUCUUCCAUGCACGGGGUUAGUCUUAGACUUGGACUACCCUUAUCAUCACAUCCUAGCUUCAGCUCACCUUCCUCAUCAUCUGUUACGAGUUUUGGGGACAAAAAGAGGGGUUAUGGGUUCGUUGUCUCGGCUUCAACGGAGACUAGUUUGGCGCAGACAGGUGUGAUCUUCAAACCAUUUGAAGAGGUCAAGAAAGAAGAUUUCAUGAUCCCUAUCUCCCGCCAGAUUUCGCUUGCUCGCCAGAGGUACCAAGAUGAGUGCGAAGCUGCGAUCAACGAACAGAUCAAUGUGGAAUACAAUGUGUCGUAUGUUUAUCACGCCAUGUACGCAUACUUCGACAGGGACAAUGUCGCUCUCAAGGGCCUUGCAAAAUUUUUCAAGGAGUCAAGUGAUGAAGAAAGAGAACAUGCUGAGAAAUUUAUGAAAUACCAGAACAUACGCGGAGGAAGAGUUAAGCUACACUCUAUACUGGCGACCCUUUCUGAAUUUGAACAUGCUGAGAAGGGUGAUGCUUUGUAUGCAAUGGAACUAGCACUGUCCUUGGAGAAGUUGACAAAUGAGAAACUUCUGAGCUUGCAUGGUGUGGCUGCUCAAAACAAUGAUCCUCAAAUGACUGAGUUUAUUGAGCGUGAAUUUCUAGCUGAGCAGGUGGAAGCAAUUAAGAAAAUUGCAGACUUUGUCACUCAGUUGAGACUGGUUGGGAAAGGACAUGGGGUGUGGCACUUUGAUCAGAAGCUCCUACACGAGGGUGAUGGUGUUUUUUGAAGAUUUCCAUCCAUGUUUUCUUUUUCGGUUAGAGUCUAUGUUCCAUAAAACCUACGGUGUGAUGAUUUACAAACUUUUGUGUUAAUAUUCAGAUGAAUGAACAAAUCAACUCAAACCCAAAAGAAGUAAACUUUGUUAUUGUGGAAAACACAAUAAAUGUAAUAUAAAGUGGGUGUUUGAGAAGUUGCUAUUUUAGUAGAUUAUUUUAGGAGGCAAAAAUUUUUAUGUUUGAGAAGA